This is a messenger RNA of Austrofundulus limnaeus, 2774 nucleotides long. Its product is annotated as FYVE, RhoGEF and PH domain-containing protein 4. Gene Ontology annotation, biological process: filopodium assembly; cytoskeleton organization. The record is from RefSeq and is a predicted model, not a curated record. Gene Ontology annotation, cellular component: cytoplasm. The transcript has 16 exons. Bases 66 to 2609 code for a protein of 847 amino acids. Lineage: Eukaryota; Metazoa; Chordata; Actinopteri; Cyprinodontiformes; Rivulidae. Gene Ontology annotation, molecular function: guanyl-nucleotide exchange factor activity; metal ion binding.
GGGAAGCAAAUGGAGGAGUUUAAGAUAUUUAGGACGCGAUAUUUAAAUCAAAGGGGGCGGGGCUUAUGAGCGCCCAGGUGUCGGUGCUGAUUGAGAUGUUCGACCUGAAGAAGAAGAACAGUUUGACCAUGAGGACCAGCCGUCAYCAGACAGAGGAGUUCAGGCGCGUGGCGGUCAAACGGAAAGACCGUGCUGCUGUUCGGGGGAGCUCAGAGGUCCCAAAACCAGCUGUCGUCCAGAGCCCACGGAGGUCUGACCCAGAUCAAACCUGCACCACAGCAGAACGUCUUCAGGUACAAGAUCUGAGUCCAAACCGGAGCUUCGGAGUCUCCGUCUCCUGCGUGAACCUGGCUCAGAGCUCUCCGAGUCCGGUUCGAGGCGAAGGAGGAGCCCACUUCCUGAACCCAGACCGUCUGUCACCGAGUCCGGGCAAGAGGAGCGUCAAGAGCUGCAGUCCCUUAAGAGAGGGGGGCCACAGUCCUGCCAAGCUGUCCCCCAGAAGCCACAGCCCCCUGAUGGGAAAGCUGCGGACCCCGAGCCCGGUUCUGAAGAGAAUGGGCAGCUACAGUCCGGUCCGGUGCUCCAGGUCCUGGCUGGGGCUGCAGAGAGUCUGGAGCGAGGUGAUGGGAAAUCCCGAGAGGAAGGCGGAGAAAUCUCUAAGCGUGCCCAAUCUGGUCGUCUGCGCGGACGACUGCAGGCUUCCUGAUGGAGCUGAAAGUUCUCCUCUGAAGUGGCUUCAGGCAGCCAGCUGUAACGGACCGGGCAUCUUCAUCACAGUCCCGGAUAAAUCUGAGUACAGUGACGUCAACGAAGGAAGCAGCGAGACAGAACUUUCCCCGAGACGAAGUGACGACAYAGAGCUGGAUCCAGCAGAAUCUGGACCCGGGUUCUCCUGCGAGCGGACUAAAGCGAGUGAAGAACAGAUUGUCGAGGCGCUGGGAGUUUCUGAGGAUGAGGAGGAGAUGGGUGAAGAGACGGGAAGCGAGGUGAAAGAAGACGCUACGGAGCAGAAGUUGUUCAAGAUAGCUAAUGAGCUCCUGCAGACGGAGAGGUCCUACGUGUCCCGACUCCACCUCCUGGACCAGGUGUUCUGUCUGCGCCUGACUCAAGAAGCUGAUCGAGGCUCUUUUCCUCCUGAUGUCAUCAAAAACAUCUUCUCCAACAUUUCCUCCAUCUACUCCUUCCACAGCCAGUUUCUGCUCCCUGACCUGGAGAAAUGCAUCUGCAACUGGUCUGAGAGUCCAGGUCUGGGUAAAGCUCUCSUGCAGCACGCCCCCUUCCUGAGGAUGUACGCCGAUUACGUGAAGAACUUUGAUCAGGCCAUGGAGCUGGUGGGGACCUGGACUAAAUGUUCCUCUGCCUUCAGGAACAUCAUCCAGGACAUCCAGAGUCAGGACGUGUGUGGCAGCCUCAGCCUGCAGCACCACAUGUUGGAACCGGUGCAGAGGGUUCCACGUUACGAGAUGCUGCUGAAGGAUUACCUGAAGAAGCUUCCCGAGGACAACCCAGACUACCCGCUUGCUCAAAAGUCCUUGGAGGCCAUUUCCAUGGCAGCCACCCACUCAAACAGCGCCAUCCACAGAGCCGAGAACCUGAAACGGCUCCUGGAGAUCUAUGAGAUGGUCGGAGAGGAGGAGGUGAUCAACCCGACYAGCGAGUUCCUCAGGGAAGGUCGUCUGCUGAAGCUCGCUGCCAGAAACACGUCGGCCAUGGAGAGAUACCUGUUCCUGUUCAACAACUUCCUGCUGUGUUGCUCUGCCAAGUUCAGCCUGGUUGGACAGAGAUUCACAGUCCGCUGUAGGAUUGGAGUGGACGGGAUGCARGUGCAGCAGACCACCAAUGAGGACCACCCGUACACCUUCCAAGUGUCUGGAAAGGAGCGGACUCUGGAGCUACAGACUAGCUCUGGCGAGGACAGAGAUGAGUGGAUAAAGGUGAUUCAGGAAGCCAUYGACACGUUUCAGAAGAAAAAUGAAACCUUCAAAUCGGCUUCAAAGGAACCGAAUCUUGAAGAUCCUAUGAAAGAACUGGGCCGACGAGCCCCUCGCUGGAUCCGAGACAACGAGGUGACCCUGUGUAUGACCUGCAGAGAGCCCUUCAACUCUCUGACCAGGAGACGACAUCACUGUCGAGCCUGUGGCUACGUGGUGUGUUGGAAGUGCUCGGAUAAUAAAGUGGCUUUGGAGUACGAUGGGAACAAGCUGAAUAAAGUGUGUAAAUCGUGUUACUUUGUCCUGACGAGCCAGAGGGGGGAGAGGAUGGACAGGAAGAAGAGAAGGACGUUGGAGUUUGAUCCAUAUCCUGGCUCACAGAGCAGCGUAAUGAGCAGCUACCUUGAGUACGGCGACAGCUCCAUGAUUUGGCGACGAGUGUGGUGUGUCCUCACCAAGACUGAUCCUCCUGUGUUUUGUGUCUACGCUUCUCCUCAGGACGAGAAGCCUCAGGUCACCGUGCCACUCCUUGGCUGCGUCAUAGAGGAACUCCACCAAGGUCAGCACUGUUUCUGUCUCAAACAGUCCAAAACCUGCCACGUGUUCUCCUGCGACGACCUGGACCUCAAGCAGAGCUGGCUGACCGUCCUGAAACUGUCUGUGAUGAGAAACCUGUGAUGGAACGCUGGAGGCUCUGCGGGAAGGGCGAACAUGUACUCUAUUAGAUAAAAUGUUUGAAAUGAGAGYGAGAGAGGCGUGUUUUCUUUAAAAGUGGUUGUACACUUUAUUUCUGAAAUGGUUUGCAGUAAAAAUAAAUAAAGUGAAGGUGUUUUAAACUACAAA